Molecule: messenger RNA, 705 nt
Organism: Impatiens glandulifera
Lineage: Eukaryota; Viridiplantae; Streptophyta; Magnoliopsida; Ericales; Balsaminaceae
Product: protein FAR1-RELATED SEQUENCE 8-like
Exons: 3
Coding region: 1-705 (234 amino acids)
Biological process (GO): regulation of DNA-templated transcription
Source: RefSeq, a predicted model, not a curated record
AUGGAUGAACCAUCAUCUCAAUGUACCGAAGACAAUAUUCCUAAGUUUGGGAUGUCGUUUGUUUCUGAAAAUGACCUUCGAGAACUUUAUAGAUUGUAUGCACAAUCAAUGGGUUUUGGAGUCCGAAAGUUGGGAACAAGGAAUGGACCAGAUGGCAAACAAAAAUUUUUCUCUAUUGGAUGUGCAAAAUGUGGUUCGUUUACGCCAAGGGGGAAGAAUAUAUUUCAACUUAGACCUUCCACCAAGACCGAUUGUAAGGCCAGGAUCAACAUUGUUGUGAGGAAUGAUUUUGAUUUUAAGAUUAGUAGUAUCAUUCUGCAGCAUAAUCAUCCUUUGAGUCCUUCAAAUUCUAGACAUAUUAGAUCUCACAAGUUGAAGCUGGAGGAAGCUAGGAGGUCGAGGUUAGGAAAUGGUGAUGCUGAAGCUGUUUCUCAUUAUUUCUCCCAGAUGCAAAACAAAUGUUUAAAUUUUCAUUACACCUUUGAUCUUGACGAGGACUCACGUAUGAGGAAUGUUUUCUGGGCUGAUGCAAGAUGCAGGGCUUCUUACGAUUACUUUUCUGAUGUAAUGACCUUUGACACAACGUACCUGACUAACCACUAUGACAUACUUUUUGCUCCGUUCGUCGGAGUUAACCAUCAUGGCCAAUCUAUUUUGCUAGGAUGUGGCUUAUUAUCUAGUGAGGAUGUGGCGUCAUUCACUUAG